CCAGAUGAACAUGUUUUGAUAGCAGUACUGUAUACGUACCAAUAAGCAUCAUGAAUUAUAGGGUGUGUAUAUUAUAUAUCUACAGAUAUGAAAGCACCUGUUGGCUGGCUGGGACUGAAUAAGUAGCAGUCACUCAAGAGAAAAUGAUAAAAUACUGGGUAGAAGUCUGACAGGUGCUCUAUGUACUGGAGGAGGAGGGGAAAGUCAGAGUUGAUGUAGUACAUAUAUUGUUAGGAGAGGGGAACUAGUGACAGGCCUGCAGUAUAUAAGGCGGGGGUUGCAGUAGGAAGGGAGACUUCUGUGGAUAACACUCGAGAGCUUCACUGGGCACCCUAUGGCAGAAGUUUAUCAUUUUAACAGUGUUCUGUAGUAGUUUUUUCUAUAUAUUGUUAUCAAAGCUUUUUCACAGUGCAUUAGGACAGAGAACUUUAAGUGAAGAGUGGGGUGUGCUUGUCUCAGUUUUUACCCACUUUAAUCUAAACGUAGGUGACAUCAAGGACAAAUCUGUAUAUGAUAUCUGAAUAACAAGACUAACGCAGCAGUUUUUAAGUGGAAAAUAUCCUCAAUAACACGUGAUCAGGACACUUGAAAGAAGUAAAGUACAUUUAGUGACAGACAUAAAGGAGAUUUCUCUGAUAUCAGGUGUGAAAAUGGAUUAUAACAGGUGGCCAGACAAGAACCAGUUUUUGGAAGAGCUGCAGGUCGUCAUGGCAACAGUUAACUCCACCAGGAUGGCCAGCAACAUUAAUGUGGUCAAACAAAUCCACAAGCAGUUUCUAAGCUGUGGUAUCUGUCUACAGCAGUACACCAACCCCAAGGUACUGCCUUGUCUACACACCUUCUGUGAACUCUGUCUCUACGAUUACAUUCCCUUGGAAAGUCUCUCUGUCAGCUGUCCUCUGUGCAGGCAGCAGUCAAUAUUACCCCAGGAAGGGGUGUCAGGACUACAGUCAAAUUUCCUUAUUAAUAACCUGAUGGAGAUGCUGGAGAACCCUCAGUUGUGCACCAGCUGUGACAGUGGUGCUGUGGCCAAGACAAAGUGCACAAACUGUAACCACUCACUCUGUGAAUCCUGCUCACAGCUACACAAACAAGAUGUUGACUUACAGACACAUGAUCUAGUCAGCCUGGAUAAAUUAUCACCUUCUGAGUCUAAAGAAGGAAUGCUGCCCCAGCUUGUGUGUCCCAACCAUCAGGGAGAGUUGUUAAAGUUUUACUGUGCCUCCUGUGAUACCGCAGUAUGUGAGGAGUGCACAGCGCUGGAGCAUCACGACCACCGAAUUACGACAAUGGAAGACGCCAUACAGGAACACCAAUCAGCUCUCAGGAAUUUGAUCCACAAUGCUCAGGCCCGUAUCCCUGUGAUCGAAGACGCCAUUACUGUGGUCAGUAGUGUGUCCACUGCGCUCUGUGAUAAGUUCAAGGAGGCAGAGAUGCAGAUAAGUGAUGCCUUCGAUGCACUUAAUGAACUCAUCGAUCAGCGAAGAAACAAGUUGCUCUCAGACCUGGAGUCCACACACAAAGUAAAGCAAGCUACCCUACAUUCACAGAAGCAAACUCUCCUGGACAUUCUGACUAAUAUCAAUGACUGCUGUCAGUUGACAGAAAAAGCUCUCACUCAUGGCAGUGAGACAGAUAUCUUGCUUAUGAGGAAAGAGAUGACAGCUAAACUUAGCGAUCUCUCUGCUCUAGAGGUGCAGUGUAUGCCUGAGGAGAAUCCAUCUCUCAGCUUUGUCGAUUGCAAUUUCUCAGAUGUUGCUGAAGUAGUGGAGAAAGUUGGCAAAGUGGAAACCAACAGCGCGGUGGCGUUUGAGACCACAGCAUCUGGAGAAGGUCUGCGCAGGUGUUACACAGGGAAGAAAGCCAUGUUGUCUGUCACCACUAAGAACCGCCAUGGAGAACUGCUCAAGGUCGGCCACUGUUCACUCACUGCACAGAUCACAUCAACAAAUGGUGAAGUCUUCACUCCUACUGUCAUAGACCAGAACAACGGUACCUAUGACCUCACGUAUAUUGUGCCGAGUGAUGGCUCCUAUCAGCUGGAGAUCAGGUUGUAUGGUCAACAAAUCAAGGGAUCUCCCUUCAGUGUCCAGGCCUACCCACCCCCAGCCAGUGGUGAGAGACCCCUCAGUGCAAGCAAGAUUCCCAAGACGCUAGCCGUCAAGCAGAAGGGAACCAAGCGGCCACCCAGCUCAAAGUCGUCAAAUAGGAGAAGUAACCCCAUUGAUGAUGACUUGAUAUUGAGAGUUGGCGCCAAGGGGAGGAACCGAGGGGAGUUCAGCAAUCCCCAAGGCCUGUGCACCACUCCCAAAGGUUUGAUCAUCGUGGCUGACAGCAACAAUCAGUACAUGCAGGUUUUCACUAACUCGGGGGAUUUCAAGAUGAAGUUUGGUGUUCGAGGUCGCAGCCCGGGGCAGGUACAGCGCCCCACGGGAGUGGCAGUCAGCGCCAACGGCAACUACUUAGUGGCAGACUACGACAACAAAUGGGUCAGCAUAUACUCUCCUGAUGGCAAAUACCUCAACAAGAUCGGAACAGGAAAGCUUAUUGGGCCCAAGGGUGUCGCAGUGGACAACAAUGGUCACAUCAUUGUUGUGGACAACAAAGGAAGCAGCAUUUACAUUUUCCAGUCUAAUGGGAAACUCCUCCACAAGUUUGGUACCAGAGGUAACGAGGAGAACCAGUUUGCUGGACCACAUUACGUAGCAGUCAACAGCAACAAUGACAUCAUCAUCUCUGACUUCCACAACCACUGUAUCAAGGUGUUCAACUGUGAGGGAACAUUCCUGUUCAGUUUUGGCUCCAAUGGUGAGGGCAUGGGUCAGUUUAAUGCUCCCACAGGGGUGGCUGUGGACAAACAGGGGAACAUCAUUGUGGCUGACUGGGGGAACUCCAGGUUACAGGUAUUUGACCAGAAUGGUUCCUUCCUGGCCUUUGUGAACACUCAGACGGACCCCCUGUACGGUCCCCAGGGGGUGGCAGUGACCAGUGACGGACAUGUGGUGGUCUCUGACUCUGGCAACCAUUGCUUCAAGAUCUACAAAUAUCUCCAGUAGAAAUCUUGGUUUCCCUGCUCAGAGGACAUCCUGGUUGGCUGGGAAUAAUAGACUGUCAGCCUCACCCAACUGACCAGUGGACUGACCUACUGACUGAUAUCCUUACAAAAUUCUUCCAAAUAUUUGUAAAAAUCAGGGAUUUGCUGUUCCAUGUUGACCACUGCUAGGUAUCCACACCUGCCUAUAGAUGGCGUUACUGGGACAUUCAAUAUAGAAACGCACCUCAGUAGAGAUGAACAUCAGAGCACUACUUGCUAUCCCAGCAGCCAAUGCAUUAAGGCCCGUAGCAUGAUCAAGUGUUUUGUGAAAUCCAUCAUAGUUUUUCUGCAGAGACUGACAAUUAUCAAGUGCCAUGAAAGGAUCUACAGAGUGGCCCUGCUAUGUUAAAAUCCAGGGGAGGGAGAGGGAGAGAGGGGGGUAUACACCUGCUAUCAAAGUGCACAGAAGACUGCAAAACAGUGCCCAUGUUUUGAUUUUUUUUUUUUUUUUUUUUUCAUUUUAUUUAUGGAUAUUUUGUAAUAUUUGCUCAUUUUUUCUGUAAAUGUAUAGUAAAGGGGUAACUGAAAAACAUUAAAAUACAUGAAGUAGGCUAUUAAGGAGGAACCUUUGUACAUUAAUAAGAUGUGGGUGUAAUCACAAAGGCACAGAAAAGUUCUAAAUGGGUGUAUUUCUAGUCUCAAGUUGAUUUGGAUUAGCCCAACUUUCAAAGUGGGGACACAGAGCAAGUGCAAAUGUAUCGUGUUUUCUAGUCUAUGGUGUAAAUUAAGCGUUUUGGUGUGUGUAUUAAGACGGUACAUGUUGACAGCAUUACAGAUGUACUUGUAUAUAUCAGCUAUAUGAUCAAUACUGCAGAUGUGAUAGUAGGUAACUAGUGACAGUGUUAAUGUAAAGCCAUGUUGCUUGCAUGUAUAAAAGAGACAAUGUAGCACCUGUUGUCAGGUAAAUUAAUAGACAAUUUAUAAGUGUUGACUGUAUGCCAUAGAGAUAACCAAGCCAGUCUGAAGACUGUGAGAGCUGUGGUUGCUCAUGCCUGGUUCAUUUUACUGCAUGUAGCUGCUGUCUCAUUAGUUAUGUUUAGUUAUUUAUUAAUGAUACCUUCAUUCAUGUAUCUAUUUGAUCUUUAAAUAUGAACACUUUGCUCUUAGUUUGCUUGCCAAUAAGAAGUCCCUCUUGUGCAGUAGGUAGAUAGAACGGAUUCCAGGAAAACCAGAACAACUUAUACCUCCACCCUAAAGCCAUAUUCUCUGUGGUAAAUGUUAUUUCAGGAUGACUGCUUCACACACUAGCAGCGCCAGGAUUUCAAAAUUGAGAUAUGGAUAAGUUUAUUCCACACAUUUUAUGUAUAUCUUUUGCAUCCAAUUUGAAGAAAAAAAAAAAGAAUUUACCUGGGACCACUGUGCAUUAUAGUUUCAAUUCCAUAUUCCAUGUUAUAUGUAAGAGUUUACUGUGCUACAUGGAAUCAGUCAGAUAUGUGUCAGAAUUCAAUUUCGUAUUCCUAGGAGAGGUAUUUCACUGUCAGAAAUGUGUUUAGAUCAUUCAUUGUGGCAGUCUUAGUAAACUUUUCAUAUCAUUAACCGAUGAUCCGUGUAUUGUAAUUGUGCAGAUUGUAGAGCUUAGUAAUGUAAAUAUGUAAAAUAUUCUGGAGAAAUCUUCUCUAUUGCAUACUGAAUGGCUAGGAUCAAAUUAUUGUACAGUGUCAUGGUCCUUGGUGUAUUUUUGUUUAUAGUGUAAAUAUGUUAUUUUUGUCAAAGGGCAGUGCGGUCAAUGCAAAUAUAAUGUAUAAAUGUGAGGAUACAGUUAAAAUAUGUGUGCUGACAGUUACAUGUAGUAAUUGCUGUGGUGCUUCCUAGGACGUGUAAAGUUAGGGGCCUAGUUACAGAAUGCUUGCACUUGACUUAAACUUUUUAUUUUGUUAACUAAUUUCUGUAAGAAUGUGCAGAAUUCAGAAGCUAGGCUUUCCAUAGUAAUAACUGGAUAACCUUCAGUUCACUCUAGCACCCCACUCUGUUCUCCUGCACUCUACUGGGAUGGAGUAAAAUAACAGUUUAGAAUAUAAAUGCCACUUGUCCUAACUAACAUGUA
Lingula anatina is the source of this 5138-nucleotide messenger RNA. RefSeq names its product tripartite motif-containing protein 2. NCBI's taxonomy places the organism in Eukaryota, Metazoa, Brachiopoda, Lingulata, Lingulida, Lingulidae. The record is from RefSeq and is a predicted model, not a curated record. Gene Ontology annotation, molecular function: zinc ion binding; protein binding.